This is a messenger RNA of Fraxinus pennsylvanica, 621 nucleotides long. The record is from the annotation of a GenBank genome assembly. Lineage: Eukaryota; Viridiplantae; Streptophyta; Magnoliopsida; Lamiales; Oleaceae.
AUGCAGGAGAACCGUAAGUAUGCCAAGUACAAGGACAUGAACUGCAACGAGAUCUACGAAACAUACGGUAAAUUAUUUGGCGACACUGGAGAUUCGACAAAGUAUGCGUUGUCACUGUCUAAGCUAUCUCAGCGGGGUUUCGACUUGGACACAGAUAGUGAUAGGGAUGAUCGAGUAGACAAGUUUCCCUCAAAUGCAGAAGGAACGGAUUCCAGCGACGGCCCCGUCGAGGUCAGAGGUAGCUCAUCGAUGAACAUCUCCGGGAAUCAUAGUGGGGACAAAAGAAAAUUCAAACACGGUAAGGAGUUCGGGAAGAAAAAAAAAUAUGGUGCCAGAGAGGUUUCAGCUUCGCUGGAGCAAUUGGCGACCGUUGGAAAUGAUCUUGCCUCGACCUGGAGAUCUCAUCAACAGAUGGACAUGUCGCUCGAUGAGUGCAUUAGUGAGCUGCUGUCUUCUGGACAUAUUGGUGAAGGCACGCCGAUCCACAUGUUCGCUCUGUGGUUCCUACGUGUGAAAGAAAAUCGAAACUCGUUCUGUGUUACCAAGACACCAUACCUGCGGUACAAGUUUAUCGAGUAUUGCUUCGAGCGCGACAACGGGAAUAUCAGGCCUAAGGGUUGA